Trifolium pratense (red clover) is the source of this 2068-nucleotide messenger RNA. RefSeq names its product galactolipase DONGLE, chloroplastic-like. NCBI's taxonomy places the organism in Eukaryota, Viridiplantae, Streptophyta, Magnoliopsida, Fabales, Fabaceae. The coding region runs from base 130 to 1638 and encodes 502 amino acids. Gene Ontology annotation, biological process: jasmonic acid biosynthetic process. Gene Ontology annotation, cellular component: chloroplast. The transcript has a single exon. The record is from RefSeq and is a predicted model, not a curated record. Gene Ontology annotation, molecular function: glycerophospholipid phospholipase A1 activity.
UUCCCUCAUAUAAAACUCCACCAUGUCUCUUGUUUUCAAUUAAUGAAAAUUCAACAUAACAAUAACAAUCUCUCUCUCUCUCUCUCUCUCUCUCUCUCUCUCUCUCUCUCUCUCUAAUAUUCUUCCCUUAUGGGUUCUUCUAUAACACACUUACCAAACAAAAUUAGCAUGAAUCACAUUACAUUCUCACAAACCUUUCAAACAACUCAUCCCUUUGGUCAAGUUUCAUUACCAAAGAAUAACUUGUCUCCUUCUUUGAAGUCAUCAAUUGUUGCAUCAAAUUCAGCUUUACUAGAAAUCACCCUUCCUACCAACACCAAUACUUACACUAAUACUAUUAGCACCCCCACUAUUUCUAAACAAACACACAAAAUCACACAUAAAUUUUUUACUACUACUACUAGUACUAAUAUUGCUACAAAAAAUCUAGCAAAUAUUUGGAGAGAGAUUCAAGGGUGCAAUAACUGGGAAAAUCUUUUAGACCCAUUACACCCUAUUCUUCGCGAAGAGAUAAUUCGCUAUGGAGAGUUUGUUACAUCUUCUUACAAAGCUUUUGAUCUUGAUCAAAACUCGAAACGAUACUUGUAUUGUAAGUAUGGUAAGAAGAGUAUGUUGAAAGAAGUUGGAAUGGAAAAUUGUGGCUAUGAAGUCACAAAAUAUAUCUAUGCAACACCACCAAACAUCAUAGAAAACAAUUCAUCUGGUCGAUGGAUUGGUUACGUAGCAGUUUCUUCUGACGAUUCUUACAAAAAACUCGGUAGGAGAGAUAUAGUUGUAACUUUCCGCGGAACGGUUACAAAUCAAGAAUGGAUUUCAAAUCUCAUGAGUUCAUUAACACCGGCUUCACUUGAUCCAAGUAAUCAACUUCCAAACGUGAAAGUCGAAUCCGGAUUUCUCUCUUUGUAUACUUCGGAUGAAAGUUCUUCAAAAUUUGGACUUCAAAGUUGUAGAGAACAACUUCUUAGUGAAGUAUCAAGGUUGAUGAACAAACAUAAAGGUGAGAAGAAUGUUAGUAUAUCCUUAGCUGGUCAUAGCAUGGGAAGUGCUUUAGCUAUUUUACUUGCUUAUGAUAUUUCAGAACUAGGUUUAAACAAAAAAAAUAAUAAAAAUCAUGCUAGUGUUACUGUUUUUUCAUUUGGAGGACCAAGAGUUGGUAACUUAGAGUUUAAAAAAAGAUGUGAAGAGUUAGGAGUGAAAGUGUUGAGAAUAUCAAAUUGUAAUGAUCCAAUAACUAAAUUACCAGGUGUUGUGUUCAAUGAAAAUUUUAGGGUUUUGAUAGGUGGGAGAUAUGAGUUUCCUUGGAGUUGUUCUUGUUAUGCACAUGUUGGUGUUGAACUUAUGCUUGAUUUUUUCAAUGUUCAAAACCCUUCUUGUGUUCAUGAUUUGGAUACUUAUAUUGGUCUUCUUAGAUGCCCUAAAAAAAAGAUUGAAGAAGUGAUUCAUGGUAAUGAUGGUGCAGUCAACAAUUUGUUAGAGAAGGCAAAGAUGUUUCUAUUGAACUCAUCAAUAUCACAAAUGUUUGAAGAAGCUAGAAGAACAAACCACUAUGAUUUUCUUAGUUCAGUUUCAACGGAUUUAUUGUGUUCUUUGAGUGAGGAGACCACUAUGAUUUUUGGUCUUGUUCUUUUCUUGUGGUAAUUUGUAUAACUUGUAAUUAAUUAAGUAGUAGUUAAUCUAGAGCUAGAGUUAAUUAAGCAAAAGUGCUAGGAUGAGAUGAUUUAUUUAGGUCUCUUCUAGCUUAAUUAGGAGGUUUAGAUUCAGAUCAUGCCUGUAAAUUAAAAUUAUAGCAAUAACAUCAAAAAUGAUGAGAAGAAUUUUGUUAUCCAUUAUAUACUUUCUUUUUUUUAAUUAAUGGAAAUCCAUUAUAUUUCUAUAUAGAGCGUUAUGUGCACUAAGGUCUGAAUCGGCUGAACAUCUAUUCGCGUUCGUUUCUUGUAGUCAAACUUCACUAAUCUGAUAUCUAUAUGGUAUUUUCAGAUGGUUGGGUUUUGAGUUGGCGUCGAUCCUCAUGGUAUUUUUCAAGCAUGAGUGUGAGUAGGAAAAGUAGAUUGAAGUGGUUGUUAAUUUG